AUGCAGAGAAUGUGUGCUUUUAUGCCAUUAGUUAAAAACAUGAAAAGAUUGUCAAAUGUUUAACAAACUAAAUGUGUAAUGCAAUUCUUUAUUUGAAGGUUAAAAAUAUGUAGCCACAGCAAACAUGUGCAUUCAUUGCACUCAAUACUUAUAAAAGUAUCAAGAAUCAGACAGGCGAUUUGCUGAUAUUCAUCUUAUUAUAACAGAUCAUUGUGCAGUAAGGGUGAAACAUCAGAGAGGAGCUGUGAUGAACAUGAAUUUGUUUGUGCUGUUUCUGUUGUCAGGACUUCUGUGCAGCGCUUCUGGUCUUUGGCGAGAGUAUCAGUACAUCAACAUAAGUAUGUCAUGGACAGAAGCUCAGAGUUACUGUAGAGAGAUAUACACUGAUCUGGCUACUGUAGACUCGAUGGAUGAUGUAAACAGGAUGAUGAAAAAAGUGAAUGAUGGCUACAGAGGAUCAGUGUGGAUUGGACUGCAGACGGCAAACCAGAAACGUUGGGUUUGGUCAAAUGGAGAAGACAACAUUUCAUACAAUCAAUGGGCACCAGAAGAACCUUUUGGAAGUGGAGACUGUGUAAUUCUUUAUAGUAAUGCUUCGUACGAUUAUCCGUGUGAAACCCCUUUAUCGUCUGUGUGUUACAAUGAAAGUAAUGGAUAUGUCAUAAUAAAUGAUGUGAAGAACUGGACAGAUGCACAGAGUUACUGCAGACAGUAUCACACUGAUCUAGCCUUUGUCCACAACUCGCGAGAGCAGCUACAGCUAUAUGCAGCUGUUGUAGAUUUCUGGAAAUGGGCCUGGAUCGGUCUGUUCUUGGACUCUUGGCAGUGGUCUGAUCAAUGGAAUCUCGCCUUUAGAAACUGGGCACCAGGACAACAAUUCCAGAGGCUUGGUGACUGUGUUGCCAUGUCAACAACUGACUCUGGGAAAUGGGUUCAGUACAGCUGUGACCAAAAGUACCAUUUCAUCUGCCAUGGUGUGGACAAGUUAGUUCAAAAACAAACUGUCAGGCUGAAGUUGUCCAAUGAUGGGAAACACAACUUGACUGAUCCUUUACUGCAGACUGCCAUUAUGAAUGAGAUUAAUAUAAAGCUAAAGAACCUUGGAGUGGAGAACACACAGAUAAAAUGGAGAAAGGAUGAAGAUGGAGAGGUGUUUCAUCUGAGCAAACGUACAGUGAAUUCAAGACCUCCAUGUAACAUGAAUCCCUGAACUUGAACUCUGCUUCAUGUUUACGCUGUUCUUUUUUUAAUAUAUAGAGAUUGAUGUGAUCAUGAAGUUAAUUAAAUCUCCAGUACACUCUUUUUUUUCUGAUUUUCUAAGCUACUUUAUGCCACUGUUAAUGCUUUUGAUUUAUACAGUAGCUUUUAAAUGUAGUGACUUUUAAAAAGCACUAUAUAAGAUAAAGUUUAUUGUUGUUAUUAUUACAUUUUUCUCAUAAUUUAAUUGGCAGGAACAGUAUGAAUGCUUCUCCCAUUUCCAGGUGAAUCUUAGACAUCUGUGCAGUAUCUGUGAAACAUAAAACACUCUUUAUACACUGAUGAUUCAUGUAAAACAUAAAUGUAGAUUUAUUUAGAUAUUUAGAUAAUAUUUUAGAAUGAAAUAAAACUUGAAUUGUAAAAUUAGGAUUUUUUUUACAUUUGAUUAAUUCUUGUAAAACAUAUAGCAUUGAAUGUAGCCACUGUAUAUUUAUAUUUAGAGUAGCAAUUUUACAAAAGUUAUUUGUUCCUUGACCAGUUAUUUGCGUCUGUCUCUCAUUAUUGGUAUAUAAAAGGUGAAUGACUGGUCUGAACAAAGCAAUGUGCUGAAAUGUUUGUUUGCACUAAUCUUGUUUUAAAGGUUUGCACCUUUUGCAGUAUGCAAAAUAAAUUAAAAAAGAUACAUAUUUGAUAAAUUGUCCUAACUGUGGAUGCAAUUCAAUGUUCAGUUUAAUCCUCUUCUUGUGCCACACACUAAACAAAUCAGAUUUAUACAUAUGCCCAACUGUCAAGUCUUUCAAAAUAGGCCUGGGCGGUAUAUUGAAUUUUUGCAAAUAUAACUGUAUUUUAAUAAAGGUAAUCGUGAAAACUCACAUGAGGCUUUGACUGGCACAUAUUCAUUCCACUUUGUUGAUAAUACAGAGUCAUUAUCGUAUGUCGACAUCGCCUGCGUUUGGUUUCAUCCGUCCCUGUUCCUGACAGAACGAACAAGCCAUAACUGAAACCAGCAGCGAUGCCAAUGGGGAACGACCAGUGCCUGAUGGCUAUUGCCCGACGCAGGGUCACGAGCCAGGAGAUCAGGGAAUCGAAUGCCCUGAUCGAGAGGUUUCUCUUUGAGCUGUGCAGAUUAGACCUGGAGCAGCCACCACAGCCCCAGCAGCCUGCGCAGCCACCACAGCCCCAGU
This is a messenger RNA of Misgurnus anguillicaudatus (oriental weatherfish), 2381 nucleotides long. Its product is annotated as macrophage mannose receptor 1-like. The record is from RefSeq and is a predicted model, not a curated record. Lineage: Eukaryota; Metazoa; Chordata; Actinopteri; Cypriniformes; Cobitidae.